Octopus sinensis (East Asian common octopus) is the source of this 552-nucleotide messenger RNA. RefSeq lists its product as uncharacterized. The record is from RefSeq and is a predicted model, not a curated record. The transcript has 2 exons. The coding region runs from base 1 to 552 and encodes 183 amino acids. Lineage: Eukaryota; Metazoa; Mollusca; Cephalopoda; Octopoda; Octopodidae.
AUGGCAAAUCUUGUUCUUCCAGAGCCAGAUUUUAAAAGUGAACUAGAGGCUCUGCCUAUGAUGCUGCAGAAAGAGCUAAAUUUUGAUAGAGCUGCUCUUUCUGACUAUGUUUUCGUGAUGCAUCCAAUACUAAAUGAUGAACAGAAAAACCUUGAUCCAGCAGUAGGUCAUUGCAACGGAACAAGAUAUUUAGUCUUGAAUCUGCACAACCACCGUAUUGAAGCAGAAGUGGUCAAUGGGACACAUGCUGAAAUCCGAAUAAUGAUACUACGAAUUCUACUGACCACCACUGAAGACUACCCGUUCUCAUUUUCCAGGAAGCAGUUUCCUAUCAAGCCAGCUUUUGGAAUAACAUCAAACAAAUUUCAGAGCCAGACCUUAGAAACAGUUGGAAUUCACCUGCCAACACCUAUGUUCAGCCAUGGCCAGUUCUAUGUUGCCAACAGCAGGGUUGGUUCUAGGAAUAAUAUUCAUAUAUUGGUUUUGGGCACAGAGUACAAAAGUAUGAAAGGAAUCUGCACUCGUAACGUUGUCUAUAAGGAAAUUCUUUAA